This is a messenger RNA of Bactrocera tryoni, 3487 nucleotides long. Its product is annotated as hydroxymethylglutaryl-CoA synthase 1. Gene Ontology annotation, molecular function: hydroxymethylglutaryl-CoA synthase activity. The record is from RefSeq and is a predicted model, not a curated record. Bases 365 to 1747 code for a protein of 460 amino acids. Gene Ontology annotation, biological process: acetyl-CoA metabolic process. Lineage: Eukaryota; Metazoa; Arthropoda; Insecta; Diptera; Tephritidae. The transcript has 3 exons.
GUCUUCUUAACGAUUUCCAGCGUUACGGUUCAAAAAUUUUGAAAGCCUUGCGCUCUGAAACAUUUAUUUGUGAUCACGAUUACGCGUUCAUUGCUUCUAAGUAUUUUAAAGCUGCUUCAUCGCACCUCUGAGUCGCUGCUGGCCUGUUCGUUGUUUAUAUCAAAACAAAUAAAGCGCCAAUUCAUCACUCGACAUACAUAAAGCAACAGCACAAAACAAAAAGUGAAAUUUCGGAAUUUAAACGUCUAACACUCACCCAAGCGCAUUACCAACCAGCUGUCAACUGUCAGCUAUAACCAACUACUAAGUACUAGUCAAGCUCCCAUUUCAACUCGCAUAUCCUUACAAACAAUCAUUUUUACAAAUGUGGCCCGAAAAUGUUGGCAUACGCGCCAUUGAGGCGAUCUUCCCAUCCCAGUUUGUGGACCAAACGGAAUUGGAACAAUUUGAUGGCGCCUCAGAGGGUAAAUACACCAUCGGUUUGGGUCAAGGGAAAAUGGGUUUCUGCUCGGAUCGUGAAGACGUGAACUCACUGUGCCUCACUGUGGUCAGCCGCCUGCUGGAACGCUAUCAAAUCAAGCCACAAGAAAUCGGACGUCUGGAGGUCGGCACCGAAACCAUCAUUGACAAAUCGAAAUCAGUGAAAUCGGUGCUAAUGCAACUAUUUGCCGAUUCGGGCAACACAGAUAUCGAGGGCAUCGAUACAACGAACGCAUGCUACGGCGGCACAGCGGCACUCUUCAACUCAAUCAACUGGAUAGAGUCGUCCAGCUGGGAUGGCCGUUACGCAUUGGCCGUUUGUGCUGAUAUUGCCGUGUACGCGAAGGGCGCAGCACGUCCCACAGGUGGCGCUGGCGCCAUCGCAAUGUUGGUGGGGCCGAAUGCGCCGCUCGUCUUCGAUCGUGGUCUUCGCGCCACGCACAUGGAACAUGCCUACGACUUCUAUAAGCCCGACUUGAGCUCGGAGUAUCCCACAGUGGAUGGCAAAUUAUCGAUACAGUGUUAUCUCUCCGCGCUGGACACAUGCUAUCAGUUGUACUGUAAGAAGUUUGCGAAAAAGUAUCCACAAGAGGCUGAAUUCACUUUGGAUAACUUCGAAGCGUUGCUCUUCCACACGCCCUUCUGCAAGUUGGUGCAAAAGUCAGUGGCGCGCGUCGUCUUCAAUGAUUUCCUACAAUGCAGCAUUGAGAAGCGUGCGCUGAAAUACCCCGGCUUGGAGCGCUUCAACGAAUCCACGCUGGCACAAACCUACUUCGAUCGCGAUGUGGAAAAGGCCUUCAUGACACAAUUCGCUGACGUCUUCGAAGCGAAAACACGCCAAUCAUUGCUGCUGGCCAAUCAGGUGGGCAACAUGUACACACCGUCCGUGUACUCUGGUCUCGUCUCAUUGCUCAUCAAUACGCCAGCCGAGCGAUUGGUUGGCAAACGCAUUGGCCUCUUCUCGUAUGGCUCCGGUUUGGCGGCCACAAUGUACUCAAUGCAAGUGACCAAGGAUGCUGCAGCUUUCAAGCAGCUCGUAUCUAAAUUGGAUUAUGUUUUACCUAUGCUGAAUUCACGCGAGAAAGUUGCACCCGAACUGUUCUCCCAACUGAUGGAGGUGCGCGAGAAGAACAAUCAUGCGGCGCCAUACACGCCGACCGGCAGCGUGAGCGCGCUCUUUCCCGGCACCUACUACCUACAGUCCGUGGACGACAUGCAUCGACGUACGUACGAACGCAAGCCGACCAUUGCGAAUGGCGUGCAUUAAUAGUUGUUGUUCGAGGAUGUGGUCGUCGGCGUGUCGGCGCACCGACAGUGGUGGCGGUGUAGUCUACGUAAACGGCGUCUCGACGGUUAGAGCAGCGGCUGCAUGCAAAGGUCUGGCCAUUGCAUCAUGGUUGAGGGAAUUUAGGGCGCCAUACGCAGUGCUUUAACUUAGUUUUAGUUAAGAAAAUAAUUACACAAACACACAGGCAACAUGUGGUGCGCAAUUGCAGUUAAAAUCGGAUUUGCUUUUAUUUAAUUAAACUACAAACAACACUUGACAAUAAUAAUUCAUUUAAAAUAAUGUUGCAUAUACUAUUCUAGGUAGCUAAAAUUCAAAUUAGUACAUACAUACAUAUAUAUGUUUGUAAGCAGGUAUAUAAGCAAUUAAUGAUUGCACUAACUAAAUAAACCGUUAAGUAUAAUGGCUUACUACAAGUGAAUUUUCCACACAAAGAAAUAAAAAUAAAACCCAUAAAGGCCGAGUUAUGGUUCGGCGCACCCGUAAACACGUGAAGGCAAUUCGAGCGCGCGGCUGGGCAGCAGCGACUUAUGCGCUUGUGCGUGCGCAACUCUACCUUGUACCUUAUUACUUGAUUGCAAAUGUAAUUUGCUUUGUUAUUUACUGUUAUAUGCACACCAAAACGCAACUUAAAUAGAAAACAUAUGGAAAAUUCAGCAAAAUUUACGCUAUUAUGUAGUUAGUUCUUAGUUCAGCGCACUCUUAAAGAAAAUAAAUUAUUUUAAAAUUUAUGAGAAACAAAAAUCUAAAAAUAUAUGGAUAUUUAUAUCUACAUAUAUGUAUGUAACUACUUUUCACAUUUGCUUACGCUUAAGAACGCGCGAAAACGUCUUAUGUCAAGCGACCAAGUAGCUUUACAUGUUCAUAUGUAUAUGUAUAAAUGGAAAAGUGAAUAUAUAAAAUUAUAUAGCUUUAGGUUAAGACAAAAUAAAGGCAAACCUCACCCAAAAAACAAAAAAAACCGUAUCCCUCAACUUAUUGCUGUCGGUUGCGGUAGUUCGUAGAAUCAUAUUUACUUAUGUACAUGUGUGUGUGUGAAACUCCCAAAAAAUAUUUUUGCUACCCGUAGAUAUUUAAUUUACGUGACAUUCGCAAGUGCAGCGGAUUCUAGGGCAAUAAUCAGCCUAAUGCCCAGUGGGACAUAAAUCAACUUUGGAAAUUUUAUACCAGUUUUUAUAUAAAUAUAUAAAUUAUACGAUAAGAUUAAUACAAAAUCGUCUAUGACGCGACGGCUAAUCUAUCUAAAUAAACUUUAAAGAUAUUAAAACAACAACAACGCUCUCAACUAAUAUGUAUAAAGAAAGAUUGAUUGUAUUUAACAAUUUAACUACUGAUAACGGUAAACCAUGCAAAUCAUAAAAAAAAGAAAAAAAUACUAAAACCAAAAUUUACAGCUAGUAACAAAUUAUUAUGUAAACAUUAAAUGAAAUCAAAAGAAAUUUUGUAUCGUUGCAACUGCAUAUAUAUCUACAUAAAUACAUAUAUAUUUAGGCAUAUGUAAUAAUUUAUAAAUGAAAGGAUAACUAAAGUAAAACAGAAAAUAGCAACUUGGACAUGCAUAUAAGAGGCAUACGUUCUGUAACACACACUAUUCGUUAUAUGUAUGUAUGUGUUAUGGCUAAAAUAACGGCAUUAAUAGCUAAGUCAUUGAGCGUUAAAGAUAAUGGCAGGCGAAGGCAAUGUUCGAAAUAAUAAAUGUUAAAAUAUAAAUUCGAAAUAAAA